CCGGGCGCGGCCGCCGCGGUGCCAGUCCGGUCCCCCGACUGCGCUGGAAGCCCCGCGCCCGCGCCGGCAUGACGGGCGCCCUGUUCAAGGGGAACUUCUGGAGUGGGGACAUCCUCAGCACCAUUGGCUACGACAGCAUCAUCCAACAUCUGAACAAUGGCCGCAAGAACUGCAAAGAGUUUGAAGAAUUUUUGAAGGAAAGGGCAGCGAUCGAGGAGAAGUAUGGCAAAGACCUGCUCAACCUCUCCAGGAAGAAGCCGUGUGGCCAGUCUGAGAUCCACACCCUGAAGCGGGCCCUGGAAGUCUUCAAGCAGCAAGUAGACAACGUGGCACAAUGUCACAUUCAGCUUGCACAGACUCUAAGAGAAGAGGCCAGGAAGAUGGAAGAAUUUAGGGAAAAGCAAAAGCUACAACGGAAAAAGACCGAGGUUAUAAUGGAUGCUGUCCAUAAACAAAAGAGCUUACAAUUCAAGAAAACCAUGGAUGCAAAGAGGAAUUACGAGCAGAAGUGCCGUGACAAGGAUGAGGCGGAGCAGGCUGUCCACCGGAGUGCCAACCUGGUAAACCCAAAGCAACAAGAAAAGCUUUUUGUGAAACUGGCAACUUCAAAGACGGCAGUGGAAGACUCAGACAAAGCAUACAUGCUGCACAUCAACACGCUGGAUAAGGUCCGAGAGGAGUGGCAGAGCGAGCACAUCAAGGCCUGCGAGGUGUUUGAAGCUCAAGAAUGUGAACGAAUAAACUUCUUCCGGAAUGCGCUGUGGUUACAUGUGAAUCAGCUGUCAAAACAAUGUGUCACCAGCGAUGAUAUGUAUGAACAAGUCCGGAAGAGCUUAGAAAUGUGCAGCAUUGAGAAAGACAUCGAGUACUUUGUGAAUCAGCGCAAAACUGGACAGACCCCACCAGCACCCAUCAUGUAUGAGAACUUCUACUCCCCGAAGAAUGCAGUCGCUCCAGGAAAGGCUACCGGGCCCAACAUAGCAAGGAGAGGACCUCUCCCGAUUCCUAAAAGUUUACCAGAUGACCCUGAUUACUCUGUGGUUUCUGACUACAGCUUGAUCUAUCAGUGACAUUGAAG
Messenger RNA from Lepus europaeus (European hare), 1078 nucleotides. It is a transcript of the gene PSTPIP2, whose product is annotated as proline-serine-threonine phosphatase interacting protein 2. The transcript has 14 exons. Gene Ontology annotation, cellular component: actin filament; cytoplasm; plasma membrane. Bases 69 to 1070 code for a protein of 333 amino acids. Gene Ontology annotation, biological process: actin filament polymerization. Gene Ontology annotation, molecular function: actin filament binding. The record is from RefSeq and is a predicted model, not a curated record. NCBI's taxonomy places the organism in Eukaryota, Metazoa, Chordata, Mammalia, Lagomorpha, Leporidae.